AUGGGGAAGAAGUGGCGGGAUGCAGCGGAGAUGGAGCGGGGCGGCUCGGACCGGGAGGACGGCGGCGGAGACAGCCGCAGGUGCAGCCGGAACGCCAGCCGGGGCAGGUUUGCGGAGUCGUGGAAAAGGCUAAGUUCCAAGCAGGGCUCCACCAAGCGCUCGGGACUCCCCUCGCAGCAGACGCCGGCUCAGAAAUCCUGGAUAGAAAGAGCAUUUUAUAAAAGAGAAUGUGUUCACAUAAUACCCAGCACCAAAGACCCCCAUAGGUGCUGCUGUGGACGUCUAAUAGGCCAGCACGUGGGCCUCACUCCCAGUAUCUCCGUUCUUCAGAAUGAGAAAAAUGAGAGUCGCCUCUCCCGGAAUGACAUCCAGUCCGAGAAGUGGUCCAUCAGCAAGCACACUCAGCUCAGCCCCACGGAUGCUUUCGGGACCAUUGAGUUCCAAGGAGGUGGCCAUUCCAACAAAGCCAUGUAUGUGCGAGUAUCUUUCGAUACAAAGCCUGAUCUCCUCUUACACCUGAUGACCAAGGAAUGGCAGCUGGAGCUUCCCAAGCUUCUCAUCUCUGUCCAUGGAGGCCUGCAGAACUUUGAACUCCAGCCAAAACUCAAGCAAGUCUUUGGGAAAGGCCUUAUCAAAGCAGCCAUGACAACCGGAGCGUGGAUAUUCACUGGAGGGGUUAACACAGGUGUGAUUCGUCAUGUUGGCGACGCCUUGAAGGACCAUGCAUCUAAGUCUCGAGGGAAGAUAUGUACCAUCGGCAUUGCCCCCUGGGGAAUUGUAGAAAAUCAGGAGGAUCUGGUUGGAAGAGAUGUUGUCCGGCCAUAUCAGACUAUGUCCAAUCCCAUGAGCAAGCUCACUGUUCUCAACAGCAUGCAUUCCCACUUCAUUCUGGCUGACAACGGGACCACUGGGAAAUACGGAGCAGAGGUGAAACUCAGGAGACAGCUGGAAAAGCAUAUUUCACUCCAGAAGAUAAACACAAGAAUCGGCCAAGGCGUUCCAGUAGUGGCGCUCAUUGUGGAAGGAGGACCCAAUGUGAUCUCCAUUGUCUUGGAGUACCUUCGAGACACCCCUCCCGUGCCCGUUGUUGUCUGUGAUGGGAGUGGACGGGCAUCCGACAUCCUGGCGUUUGGACAUAAAUAUUCAGAAGAAGGCGGACUUAUCAACGAGUCUUUGCGGGACCAGCUGCUGGUGACCAUCCAGAAGACCUUCACGUACACUCGCACGCAAGCACAGCAUCUGUUCAUCGUCCUCAUGGAGUGCAUGAAGAAGAAGGAACUGAUUACAGUAUUUCGGAUGGGAUCAGAAGGACACCAGGACAUUGAUUUAGCUAUCCUGACAGCUUUGCUCAAAGGAGCCAAUGCCUCUGCCCCUGACCAACUGAGCUUGGCCUUAGCCUGGAACCGAGUUGACAUCGCUCGCAGCCAGAUCUUUAUUUAUGGGCAACAGUGGCCGGUCGGGUCUUUGGAACAAGCCAUGUUGGAUGCCCUAGUUCUGGACAGAGUGGAUUUUGUGAAAUUACUCAUAGAAAAUGGAGUAAGCAUGCACCGUUUUCUCACCAUCUCCAGACUAGAGGAAUUGUACAAUACGAGACAUGGGCCCUCAAACACAUUGUACCACUUGGUCAGGGAUGUCAAAAAGGGGAACCUGCCUCCUGACUACAGAAUCAGCCUGAUCGACAUUGGCCUGGUGAUAGAAUACCUGAUGGGCGGAGCUUAUCGCUGCAACUACACGCGCAAGCGCUUCCGGACACUCUACCACAAUCUCUUCGGCCCCAAGAGGCCCAAAGCCUUGAAACUACUGGGAAUGGAGGAUGAUGUUCCCUUGAGGAGAGGAAGAAAGACAACCAAGAAACGUGAAGAAGAGGUAGACAUUGACCUGGAUGACCCUGAGAUCAAUCACUUUCCUUUCCCUUUCCACGAGCUGAUGGUGUGGGCCGUCCUGAUGAAGCGGCAGAAAAUGGCCUUGUUCUUCUGGCAGCAUGGCGAGGAGGCCAUGGCCAAGGCCCUGGUGGCCUGCAAGCUCUGCAAAGCCAUGGCUCAUGAGGCUUCCGAGAACGACAUGGUGGAUGACAUCUCCCAGGAGCUGAACCACAACUCCAGAGACUUUGGCCAGCUGGCCGUGGAGCUCCUGGACCAGUCCUACAAGCAGGAUGAGCAACUGGCCAUGAAGCUGCUGACAUACGAGCUCAAGAACUGGAGCAACGCCACAUGCCUGCAGCUUGCGGUGGCUGCCAAGCACCGCGACUUCAUCGCACACACGUGCAGCCAGAUGUUGCUCACAGACAUGUGGAUGGGCCGGCUCCGGAUGCGCAAGAACUCAGGCCUGAAGGUAAUUCUGGGAAUUCUACUUCCUCCUUCAAUUCUCAGCUUGGAGUUCAAGAACAAAGACGACAUGCCUUAUAUGACUCAGGCCCAGGAAAUCCAUCUCCAAGAGAGGGAGCCAGAGGAACCAGAAAAGCCCACGAAAGAAAAAGAUGAAGAGGAUAUGGAACUGACAGCAAUGUUGGGACGAAGCAACGGGGAGUCUUCGAGGAAGAAGGAUGAAGAAGAAGUUCAGAGCAGGCACCGGUUAAUCCCCUUGGGCAGAAAAAUCUACGAGUUCUACAAUGCCCCCAUCGUGAAGUUCUGGUUCUACACUCUGGCGUACAUCGGCUACCUGAUGCUCUUCAACUAUAUCGUGUUAGUGAAGAUGGAGCGCUGGCCUUCCACCCAGGAAUGGAUCGUCAUUUCCUACAUUUUCACCCUGGGCAUAGAAAAGAUGAGAGAGAUUCUGAUGUCAGAGCCAGGGAAGUUGCUACAGAAAGUGAAGGUCUGGCUGCAGGAGUACUGGAAUGUCACAGACCUCAUAGCCAUCCUUCUGUUCUCUGUUGGAAUGAUCCUUCGUCUCCAAGACCAGCCCUUCAGGAGUGAUGGGAGGGUCAUCUAUUGUGUGAACAUCAUUUAUUGGUACAUCCGUCUGUUAGACAUCUUCGGCGUGAACAAAUACUUGGGCCCAUAUGUAAUGAUGAUUGGAAAAAUGAUGAUAGACAUGAUGUACUUUGUCAUCAUUAUGCUGGUGGUGCUGAUGAGUUUUGGGGUUGCCAGGCAAGCCAUUCUCUUUCCCAAUGAGGAGCCAUCAUGGAAGUUGGCCAAGAACAUCUUCUACAUGCCCUAUUGGAUGAUUUAUGGGGAAGUGUUUGCGGACCAGAUAGACCCUCCCUGUGGACAGAAUGAGACCCGAGAGGACGGCAAAAUAAUCCAGCUGCCUCCCUGCAAGACCGGAGCCUGGAUCGUGCCCGCCAUCAUGGCCUGCUACCUGUUAGUGGCGAACAUCCUGCUGGUCAACCUCCUCAUUGCUGUCUUCAACAAUACAUUUUUUGAGGUAAAAUCAAUAUCCAACCAAGUGUGGAAGUUCCAGAGGUACCAGCUCAUCAUGACUUUCCACGAAAGGCCUGUCCUGCCGCCGCCUCUGAUCAUCUUCAGCCACAUGACCAUGAUAUUCCAGCACCUGUGCUGCCGCUGGAGGAAGCACGAGGGCGACCCUGAUGAAAGGGACUACGGCCUGAAACUGUUCAUAACUGAUGAUGAGCUCAAGAAAGUGCAUGAUUUUGAAGAGCAGUGCAUAGAGGAGUAUUUCAGAGAAAAGGAUGAUCGCUUCAACUCGUCCAAUGAUGAGAGGAUACGGGUGACUUCAGAAAGGGUGGAGAACAUGUCCAUGAGACUGGAGGAAGUCAACGAGAGAGAGCACUGCAUGAAGGCUUCACUCCAGACCGUGGACAUUCGGUUGGCGCAGCUCGAGGACCUCAUCGGGCGCAUGGCCACGGCCCUGGAGCGCCUCACGGGCCUGGAGCGAGCCGAGUCCAACAAAAUCCGUUCCCGGACCUCCUCGGACUGCACGGACGCAGCCUACAUCGUCCGCCAGAGCAGCUUCAACAGCCAGGAGGGGAACACCUUCAAGCUCCAAGAGAGUAUAGACCCUGCAGGUGAGGAGACCAUGUCCCCAACUUCUCCAACCCUAAUGCCCCGUAUGCGAAGCCAUUCUUUCUAUUCGGUCAAUAUGAAGGACAAAGGUGGGAUAGAAAAGUUGGAAAGUCUUUUUAAAGAAAGGUCCCUGAGCCUGCACCGGGCUACUAGCUCCCACUCCAUAGCAAAGGAAUCUAAAGCUCCUGCAGCCCCUGCCAACACCUUGGCCAUCGUUCCCGACUCCAGAAGGCCGUCAUCCUGUAUAGACAUCUAUGUCUCAGCCAUGGAUGAGCUCCACUGUGACAUCGACCCUCUGGACAACUCCAUGAACAUCCUUGGGCUGGGCGAGCCGAGCUUCCUGGCUCAGGUUCCUUCCACCGCUCCUUCAAGCAGUGCCUAUGCAACUCUCGCACCCACAGACAGGCCUCCGAGCCGGGGCAUUGAUUUCGAGGACAUCACCUCCGUGGACACGAGAUCCUUCUCUUCAGACUACACCCACCUCCCGGAGUGCCAAAACCCCUGGGACACCGACCCUCCCACCUACCAUGCCAUCGAGCGGUCCAAAAGCAGCCGCUACCUGCCCAGCGCGCCCUUCCUGCUGGAGGAAGCUCCCAUCGUGAAGUCGCACAGCUUUAUGUUUUCCCCUUCGAGGAGCUACUAUGCCAACUUCGGGGUGCCCGUGAAAACAGCAGAGUACACGAGCAUCACAGACUGCAUCGACACGCGGUGUGUCAAUGCCCCGCAAGCGAUCGCCGACAGAGCCACCUUUCCCGGGGGUCUCGGAGGCAAAGCGGAGGACUCCUCCUGCUGCCACCCGGAGAGAGAGGCAGAACUGAGUCACCCCAGCUCUGACACGGAGGAGGGCGAGGCCAAAGGCCGGAGAGCCGCCCUGGCCAUCCCCUCGCAGGAGGGCGACCCCACCGCAGACAAAACCCUGUCCAACAACAUCACGGUCCCCAAGAUAGAGCGUGCCAACAGCUACUCCGCAGAGGAGCCCAGCGCGCCCUACGCCCACACCAGGAAGAGCUUCUCCAUCAGUGACAAGCUCGACAGGCAGCGGAACACCACGGCCAGCCUGCGGAAUCCCUUCCAGAGGAGCAAGUCCUCCAAGCCGGAGGGGGGCCGGGGGGACAGCCUGUCCAUGAGGAGACUGUCCAGAACAUCUGCUUUCCACAGCUUUGAAAGCAAGCACAACUAG
Messenger RNA from Pipistrellus nathusii (Nathusius's pipistrelle), 5142 nucleotides. NCBI's taxonomy places the organism in Eukaryota, Metazoa, Chordata, Mammalia, Chiroptera, Vespertilionidae. The record is from the annotation of a GenBank genome assembly.